Exophiala xenobiotica is the source of this 3941-nucleotide messenger RNA. RefSeq lists its product as uncharacterized. Gene Ontology annotation, biological process: DNA repair; proteasome-mediated ubiquitin-dependent protein catabolic process. Gene Ontology annotation, cellular component: site of double-strand break; nucleus. Bases 207 to 3773 code for a protein of 1188 amino acids. Lineage: Eukaryota; Fungi; Ascomycota; Eurotiomycetes; Chaetothyriales; Herpotrichiellaceae. The record is from RefSeq and is a predicted model, not a curated record. The transcript has 3 exons. Gene Ontology annotation, molecular function: protein binding; nucleic acid binding.
CGAAGUGAUGACCAAAUGCACUCUUAUGCUCAGCCUACUCGCCGCGCACGACUCUGCCUGAGUAUCCAUACGACUGUCUAAGAACUUUCAGGUUCAUUUGAGAGCUCCAUUGGCCUUCUCUUUCCAUUUCCCGCUGUCAUGACGAGGUAGACCAUAUUGAGUCGCUCUGACUGCGGGUGCGAGAUCGACUUCUCAAAGACAGCACCAUGUCCUACGUCGUACCUAUCCAUCGACCCAGCGGCGUCCGACAUGCGGUCAAGCUGAAUUUUUUGGAUCCUGACAUGGAUACCCUUAUAGUUGCGAAAGCCAACCGUCUCGAAAUCUACGAGCAAGGACCAGAAGGGCUCGCCCUCCUCCACACAAAGACCGUCUACGGCUACAUAACGAUCCUAGAACGAUUCCGGCCCUCUUCCUCCAAGACAGACCACCUCUUCGUGGGCACAGACCGCUACCAAUACUUCACGUGCUCAUGGAACGCCGACAUUAAACAGUUGAAGACCGCGCAGAGUUACGUCGACCUGGCAGACAAGGUCCUCCGUGACUCCAGAGAGCUCGACAGAUGCCACAUUGAUCCGACGGGACGCUUCAUGACGUUGGAACUAUACGAUGGCGUGGUCACAGUUCUGCCAUUUGUACAGCCGUCUAACAAACGGGUAAAACGAGAGAGCAGCUCGAAUGCAGUCGGGACAUUAGGCGAGCCAGUCCAAGUCAGGAUCGAAGAACUCUUGACACGGUCGUCUGCGUUCCUGAGAAGUGAUCCGGACAGCAGAGAGGACCCGAAACUCGCGAUCCUCUGGGAAGAUAACCAGGAGAAUCCGCAGUUGAAGAUACGGGAAUUGAAGUAUUACCCCGGUGGUGAGCAGGCAACAGCCGACCUAGAGACGGUUGCUGAAUUACACGGUGAUCAGCUCGAUAAGGGUGUGAGCCACUUGAUACCCGUUGCUGCGCCGUAUGGAGGACUUAUCAUCCUUGGGGACCAUGCAAUUCGGUACGUCGAUCGAGAUUUGAAUAAUGUCAUCACACAGCCGCUGGACGAUAAUGCGACGAUAUGGACGUGCUGGACCAAGAUCGACGACCAACGAUACCUUCUGGCGGAUGACUUUGGCCGGCUGUUUUUCCUGAUGAUCGAGGUCAGCGGGUUUGACGUCUCGUCGUGGCGUCUGGAUCCUGUUGGUGAGGCCUCGAAAGCUGCGUGUCUCGUGUACCUCGAUGAAGGGUAUGUCUUUGUCGGAUCACACUCGGGUGAUUCGCAGGUCGUGCAUAUCGAAGAAGGUGGCGUUCGAGUUGUGCAGACGUUUUCCAACAUCGCGCCCAUUCUGGAUUUCACAAUCAUGGACUUGGGCCGUGGUGCGGAGGGUGCACAGUCACUUGAAUUCUCGUCUGGACAGGCUCGGAUAGUGGCUGCUUCAGGGGCGUGGCAAGAUGGCACGAUACGGAGUGUAAGAAGCGGCGUUGGACUCGAAGAACUCGGCACGAUCGGCGAGAUAUCUCAUGUCACAGGCCUAUGGGGCUUGAGUUCCACAGGGCAAAGCGAUGUGCACGAUACACUGCUCGUCUCGUUUGUCGGUGAGACGCGCGUCUUCAGGUUCGACGCUGAGGGCUCGGUCGAGGAGGUCGAUGCUUUUCACCAUCUGGACCUUACACAGCCGACUCUGUUUGCGGCGAAUCUUCCUGAUAGGAAACUUGUCCAAGUCUGCGAAGCAGGACUCCGGAUUACGGACCUCGACUCUGGUAUGCUCACACUCGAAUGGAAACCUUCCGACGGAGCCGCAAAGAUUACAGCAGCAUGCGCCAACUCAGUGCACCUGCUAAUCGUCGAGAGCGGUCGUACACUGCAUGUCUUCCACACGGCGAACAGCGAUUCGAAACCGACGAUCUCAAAGAUAUUCCCAGCCGACUCGCAAAUAUCGAGCGUCACAGUGCCAGACUCGCAGGCGAACGUCUGUAUUUUAUCAUUCUGGCAGACUGCAUCCGUUGCAAUACUUGACCUUCACACCCUUGAAACACUCCAGACUCAAGAGCUAGGCUCGCCAGGCACGGAUAUUCCGCGGUCGGUGCUGGUCGCAAACGUCCUGCCCGACGCCCCACCAACAUUGUUCGUCGCCAUGGCCGACGGUACAGUACUGACGUACUCAUUCGACAUCAGCAAGAAUACACUCUCAGGCAUGACUAGGAUUCUUCUGGGAACGGAGCCGGUGUUCUUCAAACAAUUGCCCAAAGAUCCCGAGUCUGAAUCGGAUCUGUCCAACGUGUUCGCAUCAUGCGAGCAGCCGUCGUUGAUAUACAGUUCCGAAGGCCGGAUAAUAUACUCGGCCGUCAAUGCCGAAAGCGCGACUCGCGUGUGCAAUUUCAACAGCGAGGUGUACCCCGGGGCUAUUGCAAUUGCAACACCUAGGGAAUUGAAACUCGCAAUGAUCGGAAGAGAGCGCACGACGCAACUACAGACACUGCCUGUUGGCGAGACGGUGCGGUGUCUCACGUACGAGGCCAAUGCGAAGCUGUUUGCUUUGGGCUGCGUGCGGAGGAUCAUGGAGGGUGGAACAGAGGCGCUGCUAUGUUCGGUCAAGAUCGCGGAUGAGGUGAGUUUCAAGGAAUUGGAUUCAGUGGAACUGCAGGACCGUGAGCUUGUCGAAUGCAUUGUGUCGACCGGCAGCUUUGACUCUGAAGAAUUGGGCCUGGGCGAAAUGUUUGUGGUGGGCACGAGUAUUCUCGAGGAAGAUGAUAGCAUGGGCGGCGAGGAGGUCAUGAGAGGUCGGAUACUGGCUUAUGAGGUUAAUAAGGAGAAGAAGUUGAAAUUGGUCACGCAGAUCAAGGUCAAAGGAGCGUGCAGGAGUCUUGCCAUGUGCGAGGGAAAGAUUGUCGCGGGUCUGGUCAAGACGGUAGUACUCUAUGGACUUCUCCCGUCGUCAACAAGGGGCGGGCACUCUCUGGAGUUGUCCAAGCUGGCAACGUACCGCACCUCGACAAACCCUCUGUCACUGGCAGUCACGCCAGCUACGCAGGACACACCUGCACAGAUUGCCGUUGCGGAUCUGAUGAAGUCACUGUCGAUUCUGCAGGUUAUUCCGCCAGAUUCGACAAAUCCGGAGUAUAGACUCCGGGAGACCUCACGGCAUUUUGCGACGUUAUGGUCUUCGGCGACAGCGGCCAUUGCAGACAAUGAAUGGGUCGUGGCGGAUAUGGAGGGUAACCUGAUUACUCUCCGCCAGGGCUCUCAGGAUGUUGAAGGAGAUUAUCGUCGCCGGCUCGAAGUGACGGGCGAGUUCCGGCUAGGUGAGGUGGUCAACAAAAUUGUUGCAAUCUCGUCGACGCCCGCCCCGUCGCAGGUCCAGAAGACGGUCGAUGGAAAAGCAAACGGCGAUGAUGCCAGGGCCGGAAAGACGGGCAGUCUCGAUCCAAAAUUGCCUCGUACAGGUCCACUGGUCACACCCCGAGCGUUUUUGGCUACGGUCGAGGGUGCAAUCUAUAUGCUGGCGACGAUCAAUCCGGCAUAUGUGAAUGUGCUGUUGCUUCUGCAGUCAGCGCUGGCGGGUCGCGUCCAGGCACCGGGGUAUAUGCCAUGGACGAAGUUCCGAGCAUGGAAGACGGAAGUCAUGGAGAAAGAUGAGCCGUUCCGUGUGGUGGACGGGGAGAUGGUCGAGCAGGCACUUUUGGCAUUGAAUGACCAGGAGCUCGAAGUGGUUUUGAGAGAAGGCGGACUCAUGGAGGAAAAUAUCCACGUGAGUGUCGAGGAAGCGCGAGCCUGGGGGGAGGAGUUGAGGAGGCUGUACUAGACACGAUCCAACCAGCACACUGAGAAGUUGGUUUUGAGCAUGGACUUGCCUCUUGGGGGGUACGCUCUAACAGGCGCUGAUCAAGCUAAGUCUUGAACUCGGCGUUAAUGUAAAGUAUACAGAGAUAGCAUGUCGCUUGAUCCGGCUGUUCGUAGAGAACAAUGUCAU